Daldinia vernicosa is the source of this 1647-nucleotide messenger RNA. RefSeq lists its product as uncharacterized. The record is from RefSeq and is a predicted model, not a curated record. Lineage: Eukaryota; Fungi; Ascomycota; Sordariomycetes; Xylariales; Hypoxylaceae. The transcript is spliced from 5 exons. Bases 238 to 1428 code for a protein of 396 amino acids.
CCUAGGCUGCUAGGUAAAGGAUGGCUAGGGCUAUGUAGUAAGCUUGCAUCCCGAUUCCCGAUGUCUGGAGUUGUCGAAAAUAUUGGUACCUGACGCCUGCAAGUUCCUCGCCGCGCAUCUUCAUAUCCAGGUUCCCGUCUUGGCAUUGUAAAAGGUAGCAGGCCGGGUAGGGCUGACAACUUUCCCUUAUUAUGUCCGUAUAUGUAUAACUUAUAAGUCGCCUCGAUAUUACAUAUUAUGCCUUUCCUCCUCUCGCCGCUGCUGUUCGAACGCGCGUCGCCCACGGGAACUUUCAACGGGACACCGCCCGACCGUCUACCGGCUGAAAAUGGGGUGCACAUAUGGCGCGCUGCCGUCAUCAUGCCCUUCUUCACUUUCGGCUUUGUUGCGCUGAGGUUUUAUACCCGGACUUAUCUGCUGAGGGCUAGGAAGUAUACUAUCGAUGAUUAUAUCGUGGCGCUGAGCAUGCUCGUCUGCAUCGCGCACGCUGUGCUCAUGGCUAUCGCGACGUACAAUGGCAUGGGCCUGCACGUGUGGCAGUACGACGAGGAGCUUAACGCGCGGUACUAUCUCUGGAUCGGGAUCACGUCCGAGUUCUACGUCCUCGGGUUGAUGGGCUUUAAGAGCGCGCUCAUCCUGCUGUAUCUCCAGCUGUUCGGCGUGUAUGCUAGGUUCAGGUGGGCGUGCUACGGCACCCUGUUCUUCUGCACGGGAUAUCUGUUAUGCAACCUCACGACCGAGUUCCUCGGCUGCCAUCCUAUUAGAAAGAAGUGGGAGCCGGAUUUGCCGGGACACUGCAUUAAUAGCGUUGCGACGAAUACGUUUUACGGCGCUUGCAGUAUGGUGAGUGACUUGGUCAUCGCUAUCUUGCCCCUUACGAUGAUAUGGAAGUUGCAGGUGGCGUCCAAGCUGCAGAAGGUCGGGCUGAGUCUUGUCCUGAGUAGCGGGUUUGCUGCUUGGACGGUGGCCGUCGCUCGCUGGGGCAUCGUUACGUAUGAUUUGGUCGGAACCGAAGACAGGACGUGGUGGGCCGGCGUCAGCUUCACCUUAAGCAUACUCGAGAUCAACACGGGCCUCAUCUGCGCUUGCGUCGCCACCCUAGGGCCUCUCUGGAAGCUAGCGUACGCGCAGGUUAAAGACUGGACUGGCUGGACCAGCCCCUGCAAUAGCAAGAAGGAAGAAACUUGGCCGUCCUUCGUGCGGAAACCUCCCCACAGCCAGUCUUCCGAAGAAACUAGGAGGCCGAGCGGGGGGGCUACAAUCGGCGGACACGGACUCCCUGCCGGUCGGGCGAGCCGUGUGAUAACGUAUAACGGGUCGACUUUGACCUCUAAUUACGAAGACGAGUAUGGUCUUUUGGACGCUUCGGGCUGGCAUCCCCAUAGUUUGAGAGAGGAGAGGUCUUAUAGGAGUAGGGAAGACGUAUGAGAUGCGUGUGUAUUGAUGUACAUAUUCGUGUUAUCACGUCUUUGUUUUAUUACGGCUGGCGCAUAUUAUACCCCGAGUAGCGAAUGAGAGGAAAAAAAAAAAAAAAAAAACCUGGUUUAGUAUCGACUUCAGCCGUUGGCUUUAUUUUUUUGUUUGAUUUUUAUAUCACUGCUUGGAUAUGACAUGAACUAACUUUAUAUACCUACCCCCUAAGUUUUC